Molecule: messenger RNA, 4879 nt
Organism: Diceros bicornis minor
Lineage: Eukaryota; Metazoa; Chordata; Mammalia; Perissodactyla; Rhinocerotidae
Gene: RRM2B
Product: ribonucleotide reductase regulatory TP53 inducible subunit M2B
Exons: 9
Coding region: 68-1123 (351 amino acids)
Biological process (GO): deoxyribonucleotide biosynthetic process
Cellular component (GO): cytosol
Molecular function (GO): ribonucleoside-diphosphate reductase activity, thioredoxin disulfide as acceptor
Source: RefSeq, a predicted model, not a curated record
UCCUAGUUGGAGGUGGCCUGCGGCCCUCGGUUCCCUCAGCUCCCGUAGCUCUGGCGGAGUCUGCGCGAUGGGUGACCCGGAAAGGCCGGAAGCGGCCUGGCCCGAGCAGGAUGAGAGGUUAUCUUCAGAUACCAACGAAAAUGAAGCCAAGUCAGAUGAAGAGCCACUCCUGAGAAAGAGUUCUCGCCGAUUUGUCAUCUUUCCCAUCCAGUACCCCGAUAUUUGGAAAAUGUAUAAACAGGCACAGGCAUCCUUCUGGACAGCAGAAGAGGUUGACUUAUCAAAGGAUCUCCCUCACUGGAACAAGCUUACAUCAGAUGAGAAGUAUUUUAUCUCUCACGUCUUAGCCUUUUUUGCAGCCAGUGAUGGAAUUGUGAAUGAAAAUUUGGUGGAGCGCUUUAGUCAGGAGGUGCAGGUUCCAGAAGCUCGCUGUUUCUAUGGCUUUCAAAUUCUCAUCGAGAAUGUUCACUCAGAGAUGUACAGUUUGCUAAUAGACACUUACAUCAGAGAUCCCAAGAAAAGGGAAUUUUUAUUUAAUGCAAUUGAAACAAUGCCAUAUGUUAAGAAGAAAGCAGAUUGGGCCUUGCAAUGGAUAGCAGAUAGGAAGUCUACUUUUGGGGAAAGGGUGGUGGCCUUUGCUGCUGUAGAAGGAAUUUUCUUCUCGGGAUCCUUUGCUGCUAUAUUCUGGCUAAAGAAAAGAGGUCUUAUGCCUGGACUCACUUUUUCUAAUGAACUCAUCAGCAGAGAUGAAGGCCUUCACUGUGACUUUGCUUGCCUGAUGUUUCAAUACCUAGUAAAUAAGCCUUCAGAAGAAAGAGUCAGGGAGAUCAUUGUUAAUGCUGUUGAAAUUGAGCAGGAGUUUUUAACAGAAGCCUUGCCAGUUGACCUCAUUGGAAUGAAUCGUGUUUUGAUGAAACAGUAUAUUGAGUUUGUAGCUGACAGAUUACUUGUGGAACUUGGGUUCUCAAAGGUUUUUCAGGCAGAAAAUCCCUUUGAUUUUAUGGAAAACAUUUCUUUAGAAGGGAAAACAAAUUUCUUUGAGAAACGAGUUUCAGAGUACCAGCGUUUUGCAGUUAUGGCGGAAACCACAGAUCACGUCUUCACCUUGGAUGCAGAUUUUUAAAACCCUCCCCAUAUCUAAACCUGUCAUUGGUAAAUAGCGGUCUAUUUUUCUCUGCUUUAAAAAAAAAACUUUAAGUAUCUCCUUUAGGGAAUAAGAGUUGGCUCAAAAGGAAUCCAAAACCCAAUUGCAAUCAAGUUGGAUUUAUAUAAAUACACUGUAAUUUUCCUGACAACCAGAGUGUGACCUAAAUGCUUUUGUUUUGUCACUAAAAUAUAAGAUGGCAUUAUGUAGUGGUUAACAGCAUGGGGCGAGGGGUCAGAUAGGAGUUUGAGAAGCUGUCCUUACUACUUUGUGUGACCCUUGGCAAGUCAGUUAAUCUCUCUAAACCUCAGUGUACUUAUCUUUAAAACGAGUGUAGCAGUAGGUCCUAAAUUCAUAGAGUGGAUACAAGGGUUAAGGCACAAAAUAAGUGCUUGGCCAAUACUACCACCACCACCACCACUACUGUGACUACUUAUUAUUAUCAUUAUUAUUGUUGUUUUAAUUACACUGAUGUUGUGAUACGAUGCUCCCAUCUCCUCAAAGUAAUUUGGAUUCUAGGUCCUAAGAUCUAGGAUUAGAUCUUUGUGUGUUUAAUGUUUGAGGAAGAAUAUAAAGAUUUCCUAAAAAAUAUUAUAAUUCUCAUUAACUCGAGAAGAACUUCUUUGAAUUCUUCGGUAUGUGUGAAGGAAAUUUAGUUCUUAGUUGCUUUGGGCAACAUACUUAUGGAGUGGAAUUCAGGAGGUUAUCAUGGUAGUUGUAAGCAAAAGGAUUUUCUGCUCCUUCUAAAGUUAAAAAGGUAACUAUUGCCAGACAUAGCCCUAGAAUGUUUAAAACCAGAGUGAAUUAGUUAGAAUAGCAUUUCCCAAAGAGUAUUCCAAGAGCUGUCAGCCCCUCUAGAUAUUUGUGGGAAAAAAAAGGGAUUCUGUGGUCAAAUGAGUUUGGGAAAUGCUGUACACUCCAUUUCUCUUUAGAAUGUACAGUCAGUACAUCGCAGACUGAGAAAUUCUGCAGUAUGUAAACUUAUUUCUCAUUGCAUAGUCCAAACUUACUUAACACAGAUCUGUUUUUCACCUCUCAACAUCUCACCUAACUAGUGUUCCUCAGAACAUAGUUUGGAAAAAGCUGCCCUAGAACCAUUUUAUACAUAGAAGAAGGGCUGUGGAUGAAGCUAGGGAGAACCUGGUUGGGAUUAUUGAACCAUUUCAAAUUUGUGCCAAGCUGUGUAAUGUACCUGUGAUUGACCUCAGCUGUUUUUCUUUAAUAUUCUUAAAACUCUUUUAUGCCAUUAUUGAAAUAUAGUUCUUUUCAUGGAACUGUGCCUGUUGCAUGAUAGCAGAUGGUGAGGGAGACGGAGGUCUCUGUGGAGGAGCUUGAGGAAAAGCCAGGAGCCAAGGUCUCUGAGAAGUCUGCCCCUCUGUGUCAUUAGGAAGUGUCAAGAGGUAGCCUGAGCUCCAGCAAGCAGUGGUUCCCCACUCACAACAAACUGCUUUAUAAAAUUCUGGAAGCUAAAAAUUAGAAAUUUUCUCUUUGCAUAAAUUUUUGCUCUAUUCAUGCCACAACUAUCUAAUUGAUUAAAAUUGGGAGUUUUCAAGUGAAUGCAAAAGUAGCAGACCAUAACUUUAUUUUUUAGAGAGAAUAUCAGAAACCUGAGAUAUUUUGGCCUACGAUAAUACCAUUUAUUUGUUCAGUGCUUCAUAGUUUACCAAGUGUUUUUACAUCUCCUCAUUUGAUCUCCCAGCUACCUUAGGAGCUUGACAGAGCAGCUAGUAUUGGAAUUUUACUGAUGGAGACAAUGAGGCUCAGAGAAAUUAAAUGGCUUGGCCAAGAUCUGCUCUUAGUCACCACAAUGUAAUUUUUUUUUCUUGGGGGUUAUCAUAUUUCUUGUAUUUAGUCCUUUGCCAUCCAUCUUGAUUUGAUUUUGCCUGUUUCCUCAUUAAAGUAUCACAUACUUUACCUUAAUUAAAGUAUUAAAGUAUAAAUAUUUUAACUAUAUUCAGGUAAUAUGUUCUAAGAUAUUUAUCUACUGCCAUACAAAAACUUAACAUUAAAAUUGAUAAUAUCUGGGCCGGCCCCGUGGCUUGGCGGUUGGGUGCACGCGCUCCGCUGCUGGUGGCCCAGGUUUGGAUCCCGGGCGCACACCGACGCACCGCUUCUCUGGCCAUGCUGAGGCCGCGUCCCACAUACAGCAACUAGAGGGAUGUGCAGCUAUGAUAGACAACUAUCUACUGGGGCUUUGGGGGAGCAUAAAUAAAUAAAUAAAUAAAAAUUAAAAGAAAAAAAUUGAUAAUAUCUAAUGACAUCAGAGUGAAAGAAAAACAGUUUAACAGUUCAUAUUUCCUUUGUUUAGAAUCCAAAUCUUUCUGAUAGGUAAUGACAGGUGCCUUAAUAUGAAGCUUCUAUAUAGUAGCAAUAAACCUAACUAUAUUGAGAUGAAGAAGUUUUAAUAUCGAAAUACUGGAUUUUUAAUACACUGGUUUAUUCUAUUCAAUGUUCUAUACCCUUUUCCAGGCGUCUAGGUUGCAUAUUUAUUUAUUAUGUUUAGUAUUUUGGUUCUUAGUUCUUAAGGAAUGGAGAAGUUGUAGAAUUUCUUUUUAAUGUUAUCUUGCAGGUAAAGAAAAAAAUUCAGAGUAUGUUUACAAUUUUUUUUUAAUGUAUUUAAAUCAUUGCUAUAGUAGUUAAAGUUAAGUUCAUUCUUUCGGAAUCUAAAAACUUGUAGUGCUAUGAUAGAUUGCAUUUAUUAAAAAUGUUUCAUUGUAGUGUGUAGUAUCAUGGCUUGGAAGUACUUGGGAAGACAGUUUGACCCAGUGCUUUCAGACAGGGCUGUUUUGCUGUCCAAUUAUAUACAACAAUAAACAAUUAUUCUAACAACAUAAGCUUAUCCCAGUCAUGUCUUGAUAUAUGAAUUUUUUACAGUUGUCUAAUUUUGGAACAUCCAAAUUUUUCUGCUUCUUUGGCCGUUUUAUUUUUCAUUUGUUCAUGAAAAAAUAAUUGAGAAAACAUAGCAGCUUGCAUAUAUAAAAAAUAAAUUAUUUAAUAUUCAGAAUUUUGCAUUUUACUUUUAAAUAUGCUACCAUCACUGUCAUAGAAUUCCCAAAUUGCAUUUGUGCAGAUUAAACUGAGGGCUAAAUGUCACUAACUGAUUUUCAGUGAUAAAGAAAGCUGCUGAUGGGCUGCAGUAAAGGCAGUUUAGUCCUGUAAUCAGGUAUUAUGUUUCUGAACUGAGUUGAGUGAAUUGGUAGGCAGCUCAGGAAAUCUUCCCCAGCAGAAUCUGCGUGAGUGGCACAGAAGUGAAAUCUGUAUAUCUUUGUUUUAAAUGGUUUGCUCCUUUUUAGACAGCUACAGGUUUGAAGGAAAGUCUGAUAUUCCUGAGGCCUUAGAAAGAAAGGAUUUGAGCCUUCAAAUUUGGGGCUUAAUUCAGUUAAAGAAAAUAUCAGUGAAAAUGGAAAGCUGGAGAAUGACUUUUUUUUUGUACAGAUAAAAAUAUAAGAAAUCAGCCUUUUUCUGACGAAGUUCACGAUAUUCUUAACUUAUGCAUUUGAUUCUGUUUUGCAACUGUGUUUUGAUUUUUCUAAUUUCUGGUCAUGUAGCAAGUUAUUUGAUAUCUACUGUGUAUAGAGAGAGCUUUACUAGGUGUGGUGUACUUAAAUAUUUUUUGCUAAAACACAUUAUGGUCAAUUAAGCCACCCCUGCAUAUAUAGGAUUUGGGUUUUUUCCCUCAAAGAAAUGUUAUUUAUUUUGGCUUAAUAUGUUAAAAUAAACUGUAUCAUAGCUACA